Messenger RNA from Hippoglossus stenolepis (Pacific halibut), 2500 nucleotides. It is a transcript of the gene narf, whose product is annotated as nuclear prelamin A recognition factor. The record is from RefSeq and is a predicted model, not a curated record. Lineage: Eukaryota; Metazoa; Chordata; Actinopteri; Pleuronectiformes; Pleuronectidae. The transcript is spliced from 12 exons. Bases 324 to 1715 code for a protein of 463 amino acids. Gene Ontology annotation, cellular component: lamin filament. Gene Ontology annotation, molecular function: lamin binding.
CGCAUGCGCAGAGGCCGCACCGGGGUGCACGGUGGAGUCGGGCGAGCUGAAGAGUCACAGGUUUGAAUCCCUGGAGCUCCGACGCCUCCGGACACGCUGUAGUUUCAUUCGUGUGUCAGCCGCGAGCCAGAGGGGGCACCGUCCACAGAGCACCUGAGCCGAGGAUGAGACGGUGCUGAGCGGCCGCCGAAGAGUUCACCUGCCCGGCUGAGCGGCGUCGGUGCUGCCCGCUCUCCCCCCCGCCGGAGCUCGUCCUCUGCGGCUCUUCUGUCUUUGUGUGGAAGGGCAGUGGGAUAGAAACCGUCCGAUUACCAGGGUGGAAAAUGUCCGAGGUCAACAUCGCAAAGCGCAAGGAGAAGUGUGAGAACUGCACCAAACAGUGCAACAAGAAACAGAGUGAUGAAGGUGCCAACUCGCAGCAGGAGAAGAGCGAUGAAGUCAACGGACAGAUGAAUGAAGGCUCCCAUGUGUUGCUGAGUGCCUGUCUUUCCUGUGACGGCUGCGUCUCAGAGGAGGAGACCCUCAAGAUCUCUCAGCAGAGCCUGGAGGAACUGGAGCGUGCUCUCGCACUAAAUAAGAAGUGUGACGCGUCAAAGCACAAGGUGGUGGCUGCCUCGGUUUGUCCGCAGUCCCUGCCCUUCUUCGCCGCCAAGUUUGGUGUGGACAUCAAUGAAGCUGCCCACAAACUCUGUGGCUUCCUCAAGAGCCUGGGAGUAAAGUACGUGUUUGACACCACUCUGGCGGCAGGCUUCAGCAUCUUAGAGAGCCAGAAGGAGUUCAUUCAGAGGUAUCGCAGGAGGCACCACGAUGCCCAUGCCUUGCCCAUGUUCACCUCCUCCUGCCCAGGGUGGAUCCGUUAUUCAGAGUGUGUCCUGGGAAGUUUGGUCACCCCUCAUAUCUGCACAGCCAGGUCUCCUCAGCAGAUCAUGGGCUGCCUGGUCAAAGACUAUUUCUCCAAACAGCAGCAGAAGCUGAGUCCAGAGAAGGUGUACCACGUCGUGGUGGCUCCCUGCUUCGAUAAGAAGCUGGAGGCCGUCAGAGAGGAGUUCUACAACAGCCUGCUGGAGACCAGAGACGUGGACUGUGUCCUCACCUCAGGGGAGAUCUAUUACCUAAUGGAGAAGAUGAAGGUUUCAGUGGAUGAGCUGGACUCUGUUCCACUGGACCAAGUGCUGGGAGAGGCAGGAGAGGGGGUGCUGGUGAGGCACGAGGGCCGAGGCUCUGAAGGUUUCCUGGAGCAUGUGUUCAAACAUGCCGCCAAAGAGCUCUUUGGUCUGGACGUCCAUGAGAUCACCUACAAGAGCCUUAGGAACCGGGACUUUCAAGAAGUGACCUUGGAGCGAGACGGAGAAAUUCUGCUGCAGUUUGCUGCCAUCUAUGGUUUCAGGAACAUCCAGACCCUGGUUCACCGCAUGAAGAAGGGACGUGUGCCGUACCAGUUGGUGGAGGUGCUGUCCUGUCCAGGAGGGUGCUUGAGCGGUCGCGGUCAAGCAGAGAGCGAUUCAGGGGGACAUGUGGACAAAGCCCUGGUCCAGAUGAUGGAGGACACCUACAGCAGCCUGCCGGUGCGUCUCCCCGAGGUCAACCCCACCCUGUACACCCUGUAUCAAGAAUGGCUGCAGGGCCAGGACUCCUCACAGGCCAACACGCUGCUGCACACCCAGUACAGAAACCACACUCAGACGCACACACAGCCACCACACAUGCAGUGGUGAGAACGAUGGACGCGAUUUAUGAAGGAGGUUGAAUGACGGCCGCCUCCGCAGGGUUACCGAUUCUACUUGGACCAUCCCAAAGCCGUUGACAACGCUGCACUAUGGACCAGUGAGGGAGAGGGAAGUCUCUGUGGAUGUAAUUCUUCCAUUUGGCCACAAGGGUGUGAUGGUGGAUCCCCUGUAUUAAGCUUGAGCCUGUGGAGAAAUCAGGGUCCAGAAACACACAAACUUUCAUUUCAUGUAAACUGUAGCGGCGAUCUCAAUAAGCUGUUGAGAUAAUGGCUGAGGAUAAGAAAUAUUAUAUAAAACCGGCACCUGAUGUGAGGGAUGAACUAUUUAUUCAAACACACAAAGCAAUAAGCCACUGCGAAAAACAUGUAAGAAGCUUUUAGCACAACUGGAGCUCAUGACCUGAACUUGUGGAUAGUGAAUGUGCAUUUGAAGAGUCUAAUGAUCCAAAUCCUAAACGUCCAACAUGAAACAUGCUUGUUUUACUUUGUGUUAAAGUCGUCGUCACUGUCCCUCACUGAAACACAACACAGCGUGUUCUCAGACACAUUGAUCGCUAUGCAACAGCGUGAUCGUCUCAUGCCAACACAGUAUCUGGUUUGUACCAGUGAAGGGAGUGUAAUUACUUUUUAAUGGUACAAGAAAAUGUCAUUUGUAUUGUCAUUUUGUUCCCAUUCCACUAACUAUUAUUUUUGCUAUCUGUUCUUUGUUUUACGAGAUCAAACUGUCGGGUCAUACAGGUGAAGAACUAAAAAAAUAAUCAAGAGAAACAAAAA